This is a messenger RNA of Nematostella vectensis (starlet sea anemone), 3569 nucleotides long. Its product is annotated as paired box protein Pax-3-B. NCBI's taxonomy places the organism in Eukaryota, Metazoa, Cnidaria, Anthozoa, Actiniaria, Edwardsiidae. The record is from RefSeq and is a predicted model, not a curated record. The coding region runs from base 1602 to 2657 and encodes 351 amino acids. Gene Ontology annotation, biological process: anatomical structure development; regulation of transcription by RNA polymerase II. The transcript is spliced from 4 exons. Gene Ontology annotation, molecular function: DNA-binding transcription factor activity, RNA polymerase II-specific; RNA polymerase II cis-regulatory region sequence-specific DNA binding.
GAAGCUCUUCCAUUUUAUUAUUUCUAGAAAACACCUGGCGAAAAAAGUCAUAAGGUGCUGCAGCCCUAAUUUCUAAUAUGUGGUUCCCGCAUAUAAAUCAAUCUCGUUUCGAAAGCUGUGGAUUAGUUUCCAGGUAAACUUGCAUGAAUUCAUGUUAACUACGAAUUUGACGGCCGCCAUUUUAAAAAUAGGCCCUUCUUUUUUAAGAUCCCCGAACAUGAAUUGGCUUCGCUAAUCCACGAAUCAUAAAUAAAAAAGGUGUGUUAACUCCUCAAAAAAAUAUUAUAACAAAAGUUUUGUUUAAAACAGAUAAAUAAACACCAAAUCUAUUAUUGAAAUAAGCUGAGUACAAUAAGAAUCCAGUCAGAGUUCAUAAAGGACAAAAAAAUUACAUGGAAUUCAAGUGAUAAUAAUUUGGAAAAAAAGACCUGUUCUUGGCUUUCCAUCCAAGCAAAAUAUCACAAAAGGUUUCCUUUACUUUUUAUACCCCGAUUUCAAUGCUCAAAACACACUGGAAAUAACUUUUAUAGCAAGUACAUCACUACCAAAGAACAAUUACAAAUUUUUCUCUUUUUACUUAAAUUAUUAAUUCAAUAAAAAAAUAAAAUAUAUACUAGUAGAUAUUGUUCUAGCAAUAUUUGCCGCACAGUUCAUGUGCCUAAACGAAUUCAAGCGUAAACUUUUGGAAGAGAUGCAUUGUUUGAUCACUCGUAUGUCUCAAUAUGUAAUGACACAUCGACUUGAUUGAUUAACUAAUUUGGUGAGAUAUGAUUAGGUUUGCUGCGAGUGUUCAUUACAUCUUAGGUUCAAGAGGCUUUAUCGCGAAUGAGUCCAUGUGAUAUAUUUAGACGCAGGAAACAGAUGUGUAAAGGGUAAAGCCCAAAACACGCGAAAUACUGCAUUUCUUAUAUCCUGUAACAGAGAAGAGUUACUACAGCAUCAUUUUCAACGUUCUCUGCCAGCCGCCAUUUUGUCAUUCCAGCAUCAUACAAAAUGUGAAGAAAAAAAACCAUUCCCAAUUCAGCUGAUUUGGGGAAACCUUUGCUUUCAAUAACAUUGGGUAUUUAAUUUUUAAAACUUUAACAAGAAGUUUGUCUUAAUGUUGAAUAAAAACAACAAAAGCGUCACAUCUUCACGCUUGCUUCCAAGUCCGCAAUGUGAUAUGAGUUAUUUGUAAAAGCGACAGUAAGCAAUUGGCUAAUUAAUUAAAUUCAAUGACUUACUUAAAUAAACAAAGAGAUAUAACCCUCAUCACGUCCUCAAUCUUCCCGUUAACGGCACCUACUAAGAGUUAUUCACGGAAACGUACUCAACUCCAAUUGCAAUUUAGUACAUCUUCAGGCAUGAUACUUGUAACACCUUUUGUAGUCCGUCAUCUUAACCUCAUCAACACUCAGCUUAAACAACAGGUAAUGAGGGAGUUUAAACUUGAAACUCAUCCCCCAAAGGAUCUCUCCUCUCAAAACAACUUUGAAUGAAGUACACGUUCGUCAUUCGACGCGCCUUUAUGUUAUUGCCAAUGGACCUGUGAUGAUAAAAGGCUCCAACUGCGAGGUGAAGCACAGGAGAGAUUCCCGCGUGUUCAGUUCACGGCUGCAAAUAUGUCAUGCACUUGUUUCCAGCAGUGUCAGAGAGGCCCGUGCUGCAUGCUAUACCCUGCAGGCCCAAAGAAAGUUAACCAGUUGGGAGGUGGAUACGUGAAUGGAAAACCGCUGCCCCGUGAGAUCCGAAUCCAAAUAAUCGAGCUUGCGCGAAGUGGGGUCCGCCCUUGUGAAAUCAGCAGACGUCUAAAGAUCACGCAUGGCUGCAUAAGCAAACUGCUCGCAAAAUUCCAGAAAACGGGCUCCCUUGAACCCGGCACUGUGUACAAAGGCCGCCCACGAGUGGUGACGUCACAGAUAGAGAAGAAGAUCGACCAGUACAGGGCCGAGCAGCCGGGGAUCUUCUCUUGGGAAAUCCGGGAUCAGUUACUGCAGGAGGGCAUCUGCGACCGUAGCGAAGUCCCCUCGCUGAGCUCUAUUAGUAGGAUAGUGAAGCGGAAGGUGUCAGAGGGAGAAAAGGAUGUAGGAAGAAUGACAGAGGAAGUAAAAGAAGAGUGUGAAGAGGUUUUAUAUGAAACAAGGGAACUCUUCGCCUACCGUCCCCCCAUGCCACAAUACAGGCACUCCAUCCAGGAGAUUCUCAUGCCUUCGCCUACUGUCAACAAGCCGUUUUUCUACUUGACUGAGUCAAGCGGUGAAGAAAGCGUAGCGUCAAUCGACAGUGCCGACUCUGACCACGCCCACGAUGAAUUGUUCGCGCACUCCUCGUACCAGCCCCCUCCUCUGUUACUCACCCGGCGCACGCGCACUCGCUUCACCAGUCAGCAGCUGCAUGUCCUUCAGUCGGAAUUCACGCGCAACCCCUACCCCACCCUAGAGGAGAGAAAAGAGCUUGCUCGGUAUCUUUGCGUCUGCGAGUCCCGCGUACAGGUCUGGUUCUCAAACAAACGUGCGCAAGACAAACGUCGUACGCGAUCUGUUGACCUUUCACCUGCAAACGUGGACACCUUAUCGAUUGCCUAUCCAUGUCACGUGACAACCUGCCCAGUCCUCCACUCGCACCCACUCCUGCCAAGCUCUGCGGGGCUGUACUUUCCCGUUGGUCACAGGGUUUGACCUGGUCGAUGUUCCGAGGAGGGGCGUUCAAUAGAUAUGAGGCGUUUAUUAGAGAAGGGCGUUUAUUACAAAUUAUAACAAACCCAAGUGCAAUCGGGUUCUAAAGCAAGCGUUUCUUGGCAUUUGGCAAUACGCUACUCACUUAGAUUAAGCAAGAAGGCAAUGAAAUUUGAUUUAUAUUACGGGAAUACCUAUGUCGUUUGUUUCUUAAACGGGAGGUAGGGGAGCAGGGGAAGGGGGCUUUUGUUAAAAGGGGCACCUCGCCUCGCCUCACCUCACCUCAUCUCACCCCACCUCACCCCACCCCACCCCACCUCACCUCACCUUACCAUACAUCACCUCACCUCACCUUACCACACCUUACCUCACCUCACCUUAACUCAGCUUACCUCACCUCACCUUAACUCAGCUUACCUUACCUCAACUCACCUUAGCUCAACUCACAUCACCUUACCUCAACUCACAUCACCUUAGCUUGCCUUAACAUACGUUACCUUAAAACAUACUUUACCUUUCUCGUUUUUCGUUACCUCUCCUCACCUUUAUCACAACUCGGUGCUGGCAAAGGAAAACUAUUCAAGAAUGAAAAAAGGUGAUUAAGUUGUUGGCAAUUGUUGGCGAGUGUUUAAAAAGAUAAAAAUAGCAAUAAAAUAAAUUAAUUAAUAAAAAACUGGAGGUGGUUUCGCGACAAAGGUGGGUAAAAUACGCAGGAGGAAGUGACUAAUUAAGCGUAAGAUAAUUCAGUGUAUCCAAGUGCUGAUAUUUAUAGCUCGUCUGGCUAACUUGUGAUUGAAAUGAUAGACUUGAUUAGGGAUGAAGUGUAACAAGACAUAACAAGCAGCAAACAUGUAUAAAUAACUUUUCCGAUAUUUUUUCUUAUAAACGGAUCUAGAAAUAAAAGAGUGAUGUGUA